Messenger RNA from Argiope bruennichi, 1495 nucleotides. RefSeq lists its product as uncharacterized. The coding region runs from base 58 to 534 and encodes 158 amino acids. Gene Ontology annotation, biological process: sleep; regulation of synaptic transmission, cholinergic; positive regulation of voltage-gated potassium channel activity. The record is from RefSeq and is a predicted model, not a curated record. The transcript has 4 exons. Lineage: Eukaryota; Metazoa; Arthropoda; Arachnida; Araneae; Araneidae.
GUUAGCUUUGAUGGCAUCGUUAAACAUAAAUAAACCGAGGUGUGGUUGUUAUUCAAAAUGUUUCGUUUGUUGAUAUUUGUAAUAUCGAUUUCGCAAAUUUCUUGUGAUCUAUGGUGCUACAGUUGUGUAAGUUCUCAACCUGGAUGUGAGGAAUUUUAUGUUGACUGGCGCAUUCAUCAUGCAAUAACCUGUCCACGUGAAGAUGAUAAAUGUGUCAAAAUCAUCGAAAGGAAAGGAGUGGAUAAAUUUAUUACUCGAGAUUGCUUAUCAAAUUUGGAAGGGCAAAAGAAAGAUAUUCCUGCUGAUCGAUAUGAUGGAUGCAGAAAAGCAGCUGAACAACCAAAGCUUGCUGUAUAUGUUGAAAAUCAUAUAACUCAGCUUGAAAUUAAAAAUGAACAUUGGGAUGAAGUGACAUAUUGCUUUUGCGAGUUUGACCAAUGGUGCAAUCACGGGCAUUUUCUACAUUCCAACAAAUAUAUAAUUAUUUUUGUUGUAAUAAGUUUGUUUAUUUUUAAAUAUCAUUUUAGAAACUGAUCUAUAGAUAUUUUGUUAUAUAUACUAAAUGUUGAAGAUUUUUUUUAAAUGAAUGAUUAGUUUUUAUUCAAGGAAGAUGUAUGCCUUAAAGCAUGUUUCAUUAAUGGAAUCUUGAUUUAAGAUUUUCAACCAAUCACUCAGGAGUUUAUUUACAUAAACAUUUGAUUUUACAUAAUGUAUCCUUACAUUUUAAAUAGUUCUAGUUUUAAUGAAAAAUAAUGGGGUGUGGAAUAUUAGCUCGACUGCAAAAUUGUUAACCUUAUCCAAUCUACAAAUUGAUGUACAGUUUAGUCAGUUAUAUUCUUAGAUGGUUGUCACUUAUGUAUUGGCUACCUCCAUUUUGCAAAACAGAAAGUAUUUUAAUGUGAUACAUUCCUUGUAAUAAUAGUGUAUCAUUAUUUUUGUGUAUAUUUUAAUAUACAUUGAUUUUUUAUUACAUAAUUUCUAGAUGUUAGUGAUGUGAAUCUCAUUUUGUACAUUUCAUUUUGAUUCCGUCCAUUAUUGCACUAUUGUUUUGUUACAGAUUUGGAUAUAUUUAGGUGGCGUUUAGAACUUGAUGGGUGUGAUAUUUAUUUACUUGGUUGUCUUGGUUUUAUUAUUCACAAAAUAUACUUUUUAUAUGCAUGUAAGUUUGAUAAAUGGAUGUUUUCAUAUGAAUAAAAGUCAAUUUUCUUAGAAAUGUUUAAUAAAAUAUAUUUUUUAAACUCUAAUUGUUGUAUCAGAUUAUAACAGUGAUAUUUCUCUCUAAAUAAAGUGCUCAAUAAAAAGAACCAACAUAUGUUAUACUGAUGUCUUCACUAAAGUUUGCUGGACGUGAACGUGGCCUCCAAAACUGCCAGUUAUAAUAUACUGGAAAAAAAAAAUCACACUGAUUAAUUUGGUGUUAAAAAAUUACUUCUGUAUUAAUUGCAAAAAAUCAGCACAAAAUGAAAAUAAAGAAUUUUUUAUCGGUAUCCAGAAA